Pongo pygmaeus (Bornean orangutan) is the source of this 2012-nucleotide messenger RNA. RefSeq lists its product as uncharacterized. The transcript is spliced from 6 exons. Gene Ontology annotation, biological process: male meiotic nuclear division; mitotic spindle assembly checkpoint signaling; mitotic sister chromatid separation. The record is from RefSeq and is a predicted model, not a curated record. Bases 864 to 1628 code for a protein of 254 amino acids. Gene Ontology annotation, cellular component: kinetochore; midbody; intercellular bridge. Lineage: Eukaryota; Metazoa; Chordata; Mammalia; Primates; Hominidae.
AGAGUUGAGUGCUGGCCUCGUGGAACCUGUGUGUACCACACUGAGUCACAGCUAGGUGGAGUCCGCCUGUCCCGGCCAGUGCGCAAGGCUCCUGGAAGUCAAAGUCCCCUGAAGUCCGCUUCCUCCUGGCCCAUGGGGACCUUUGUGUGGUUUUGAUCCCCCUGGGUUGGGGGAUAGAUGUUUGCUUGGCAGGCAGAUGUCACCCCUUGUUUCAACUCUGUGGACUUAAUGAUUUUGGGAGAACUGUGUUGAGGUGGAUUGCGAGGCAUGGUCCUCAGCAGCUGGAGGGCAGGGGUUCCAGGACACAGAGAUGGAACCUGGGGUCCAUAGUCAUCCAGUCAUGGAGGGGCUGUAGAGGAUGGGAAUUGGCAAGGGUGUUUGCCUAGCGGCCCUCAGGCCUCCAACCCAGGAGUAUGGGCCGGGGGCGUCCUAAGCCUGCCCGCCCCUUAGGUGUCCAGGUGGACGGGGAGAACUCCGUGGGGCAGACAGCCCUCUUCCUCUCGGCGCUGCUGGGCCACAGCUCUGCCAUGCAGCUCCUGCUGGCCUUUGGUGCCAAGCCCAACCAGUGGCUGGCCAGCCAGUGAUGGCCCCCAUCCCAGGGGUCUGAGUUUGAGCCCCAGAGAGCCUGAGAGCUAGGGCUGUCUUCCCCUGAGGCAUCUCUCCCUCGCGAUGCCUCUUCCAUUCCCUGGUGACCCUCCUGUCCCGCCAGUAACCCUCCUUGUUCUCUCAGUUAACCCCUUCUCAUUCCCCAGUGACUGUUCCCAUUCUCCCAGUGCCUCCAUGCUCGUAGUGAUCCUCAUUCUCUAAAGACCCCAUCCUGCCCUCACGUGACCCCUCCCAUCCUCAUAUUUACCUCCCAUGACAUGGUGACUCCUCCCAUCCCCCAGGGCCCCCAUCCUGUCCCUUUUUGUCCCUGUUCAGUCCCUUCCCUAAUCAACUCCCACCUGCAUUGUUCUGCUCUAGCUGCUGCCUGGAUGGCAGCACCCGCGUGCCUGCAGGCGCCUUCUCUGGUGAUGGUGCCCCUGCUGCAGGCAGGGGGUGACUUGCAACUGCAUGACCAGCGGGGUCGCACACCACAAGACUGGGCUGAGCAGGGUGGGGCCAAGCAGAACUGGGAGUUGCUGGAGUUGUUGCAGCUCUGCCGGGCCCACAUAUCAGCGUUCGUGCAUGAUGGUGAGUUGCCACCCAUGGCAUCUCUGGACCAGUUGCAGGCCAGAUUUGGGAACAGCCCGCCUGGCUCCCUGUCCUCCCUGAGGCUGAUGCAGGCAGACAGCCUCCUGUGGAUGGGUCACAAAAUGACUGUGCGGCAGCUGAAGGCCCCUGGAACCCAGACAGAUGUGCUGCUGGCUGACCUUCAGCACUGCAGGCAGCAGAAGGGCUACCCCUGGGGAGGCCCAGGCCCAGGGCUUCCCCCGCCCCCUGAACUGUACCCAUGGCUGCCACUUGAGCUGAUCUGCAGUGACAUGCCCACCACCACCUCAGACCUCUACAGCUUCUGCAUCCUGACCCAGGAGGUCUUCACUGAGAAACUGUACUGUGAACUGGCUCACAGAGCCAAGACCACACCCAGGCCUGUGCCCCCUGUGAUGUCCCCAGGCCUCAUCCCAUCCCAGGCCCGAGACUCCUGAGGUCAGAGGCCACAGCAGGAUCCCAAGGGGUGCAGCGUGGAGCUUGGGCAGCAGCUUGACUCUAGGCAGCAGCUCUGGGCCCAGCCCAGGCCCCAGCCCUGGGUCUAGCCACAGCCCCACAGCCCCACAGCCAGGGUCAGCCUGCACUGCUGCCUGGAGCCAAGCUCAACAGUACAGAUACCCCCAGAGCCCUGCAGAACUGUCCCAUUGCUAACCUGUGACCCCCUCCGCCCGCCCUCCAGGAGUCACCAACCCCAAGUUCCCUGGCUGCCUCUCCUUUGACCAGGGAACUUUAGGGUCGCCCAACUGUCCCCUCACUCACCUAUGACCCUUAACCAACCCUGCUUCCCCCAGGGCCCUUCCCUGCACUCCAACUCCAGCCUC